ACCGCCUCGAAAACGCUCCGUCCCGGCGCCUGUGCCUGGCUGCCGAUCCAUCUAGCCAUCUGCUGCUGCCCGCCAGACGAUGCCAGCGCCAUUCACCGACCAGCAGUCCUGCAAUCCCGUCCUCGUCGGGGCUCUCCUCGACAGGCGGCCGGAGCUGUUUCAACCCUCGGCGGGCCUGGACGAUGCUGCGACCUGGUACGUGUGCUCCGAGUAGGGAUGGCUGAAAUGACACUUCAGGCCGAACUGCCUCACGCCGCCGGACCUCGUCCGCCUCUGCUGUCGCCAACGCUCGAGCAUAACCUGCCUGCGUCCCGCUGGCUGUGGCACCUCGCGCCCCUGAUCUCGCAGCAGCAUCGACGCCCCCAGCCAUGCCCGCCGAAGGCAUUGAGCAGCGUGGGUUGGCUCUGCACGAGGCCCGCUUCCCCAGACGGACCUAUCCAUUUCUCUGCAGCCCGCGUUUGUCGCUGCAGGCGUGCGCAGCCGGCCGCGAUUCACGAUGCACGCUAUAACGAUGCAGACUGGAUGCAGGGCCCGCAUGGCAUCCGGUCCUGCUCGGUCUGCUCGUCAUGUGUGCACGCGCAGCGCAACACACACCGCGCCUCCUUUCUUCUCUCGAGCACAGCAUCAACAACCAUAGCAACCGUGCAAAUAGUACGCCCGCCCGGCCGUGGCAUGGCAACAAAGUGUGCAGGUACACAGAAAACGGCCAGGUCAAACCGCGGCCAACCCUGCGCGUCGGCCUCCUGCCGGCCAUCAGUUGCUUCUUCCAGGAUGACUCGCAUGCGUCGCUUGCACCCUGCCACCUGACAGUCCUGGGCCAAGCAUCCCUGCAUGUCAACAUCAACACGUUGCGGCUUAUUUCCGGCCCUUUUGCGCUUGUGCCGAUCGGCUGCCACGUUGCUACAUAGGGCUUGGCGGAGGUUCUCACGUGCUGCUGAGCCUAGAAUAUCUU
This is a messenger RNA of Mytilinidion resinicola, 952 nucleotides long. RefSeq lists its product as uncharacterized. The transcript has 2 exons. The record is from RefSeq and is a predicted model, not a curated record. Bases 217 to 807 code for a protein of 196 amino acids. NCBI's taxonomy places the organism in Eukaryota, Fungi, Ascomycota, Dothideomycetes, Mytilinidiales, Mytilinidiaceae.